Ochotona curzoniae (black-lipped pika) is the source of this 2880-nucleotide messenger RNA. It is a transcript of the gene GPD1, whose product is annotated as glycerol-3-phosphate dehydrogenase 1. The coding region runs from base 302 to 1396 and encodes 364 amino acids. Gene Ontology annotation, cellular component: cytosol; glycerol-3-phosphate dehydrogenase (FAD) complex. NCBI's taxonomy places the organism in Eukaryota, Metazoa, Chordata, Mammalia, Lagomorpha, Ochotonidae. Gene Ontology annotation, biological process: carbohydrate metabolic process; glycerol-3-phosphate catabolic process. The record is from RefSeq and is a predicted model, not a curated record. Gene Ontology annotation, molecular function: NAD binding; protein homodimerization activity; glycerol-3-phosphate dehydrogenase [NAD(P)+] activity. The transcript is spliced from 8 exons.
GCUGCUGGACCUAAAUACAGUUUUCUUCAGGGCUGGAGACUAUGAGGAGGAGGAGGGGCAGUUGCUUCUUAUCUGGACUGCUUGGCAGACUGGAAAGGCCCGCCGGGGAGGCGGGUGGGAAGCCCACUGGAGCCCAGAGAGGAAGUGUCAUCAGCUGGCACCCCAAGGGUAACCGUCCUCCACCUGUCUUUACCCUUUUCUUCCCUUUCCCUGGCUUGGCCAGGCUCUCACUCCCUGGGCGCCAGCCUCCCCACCCAUCCUGAGGGCGGGGCUUGGCUGCACCCACGUGUGGCGAGGUUAAAUGCUGCAGCCAGCACCCAGCCGGCUUGGGCAGAGAAGCGGCACCAUGGCUGGCAUGAAAGUCUGCAUUGUAGGCUCCGGCAAUUGGGGCUCAGCCAUUGCCAAGAUUGUGGGUAGCAAUGCAGCCCAGCUGGCACACUUUGACCCGCGGGUGACCAUGUGGGUGUUUGAGGAAGAUAUCGGGGGCAAAAAGCUGACCGAGAUCAUCAACACGCAGCAUGAGAAUGUCAAGUACCUGCCUGGGCACAAGCUGCCUUCAAACGUGGUGGCUGUCCCAGAUGUGGUCCAGGCUGCAGCAGAUGCUGACAUCCUGAUCUUUGUGGUGCCCCAUCAGUUUAUUGGCAAGAUCUGUGACCAGCUCAGAGGUCACCUGAAGGCCAAAACCAUUGGGAUUUCUCUGAUCAAGGGCGUGGACGAGGGCCCCAAAGGACUGAAGCUCAUCUCAGAAGUGAUUGGGGAACGCCUGGGCAUCCCCAUGAGCGUGCUGAUGGGUGCCAACAUUGCCAGCGAGGUCGCUGAUGAGAAGUUCUGCGAGACCACCAUUGGCUGCAAGGACCUGGCUCAGGGACAGCUCCUAAAAGAGCUGAUGCAGACGCCCAAUUUCCGCAUCACAGUGGUCCAAGAGGUGGACACGGUAGAGAUCUGUGGGGCCUUAAAGAACAUAGUGGCUGUUGGGGCCGGAUUCUGCGAUGGGCUGGGCUUUGGCGACAACACCAAGGCGGCGGUGAUCCGGCUGGGGCUCAUGGAGAUGAUCGCCUUUGCCAAGCUCUUCUGCAGCGGCUCCGUAUCCUCUGCCACCUUCCUGGAGAGCUGUGGCGUUGCCGACCUCAUCACCACCUGCUACGGGGGACGGAACCGCAAAGUGGCCGAGGCCUUCGCCCGCACUGGGAAGUCCAUUGAGCAGCUGGAGAAAGAGAUGCUGAAUGGGCAGAAGCUGCAGGGGCCCCAGACAGCCCGGGAGCUGCACAGCAUCCUCCAGCACAAGGGCUUGGUGGACAAGUUCCCCCUGUUCACAGCUGUGUACAAGGUAUGCUACGAGGGCCAGCCGGUGGGAGAAUUCAUCCGCUGCCUGCAGAAUCACCCGGAACACAUGUGAGCCAGGCCAGCGUGGAGACCAGGUGGCUGGCUGCUUCACUCGGACAGAUGGUCAGCUCCUGGGUCACAGGACCUUGUGGAUUCCUCAGGGAGCAGAGCCUCCCAGGCCCCUCACCCGGAUGACAGGAGCCUGGGGACAACCUGUGGCUUCUUGCUGCCACCACAUCUUGCCAGAAACGGGGUCACCCUGCCCCUCUCCAGAAGGUGCCUUGCUCCCUGUCCCUGCUUUAGUGGUGUGUGUGGCGAAGGACCACCGGUCGUUGCCUUGUGAAGACCAGGAAUCCCACCCCGUAAGCCGAGUCAAGUGGCCAAAGAUGACUCUUACCCAUCAGAGAGACAAGUCAAGGCUGGGGCUGGGGCAGGCAGCUGCCACAGGCCCCAGAGACCCCUUGGCUGUCCUUUCUGCGAGGCCCCACACAGUAUCAAUGGAUCUUAUUGUUGACAAAAUACAAAGAUCUCAAACAACACCCUCACAGCCUCUCGUAGCAACAGCCAACAUCUGUGCCCUCGGAAACCUCUGGCCAUCUCCCCUCCCCAGGCCAUCCUGGCACCCCGUGCACUGCCACGCUGGCACUGGGGCCUUGCCAUUCUCCCUGGGGACACUUCCUGGUCCCUGGUUCUUUGCCAGCUGCUCACUGCCUCACGUGACCUUGCCAAGCCUCCCCUCCCCCUCCCUCAGCUCGGUCUUUGGUGAGCAGAACGCAAUCUGCUGACGGAGCUGCACCUUUUCACAGCAGGAUCAGAUCACUAGCCUCCUGGUGACCUUUGGACAAGCCCUGCCGCCCUCCCUUCCUCCCUCCCUCCUCGGAGCUCUGGCUCGGCUGGCCCCUCCUGCUGUUUCCCCAGGGGUAUCUGCUGACCCAGCCGCCUCUCUCAGCUGCCCCACAGCAGCUCGGCAGCACCCUGGGGCCCAGAGGAAUGAAUCCAAAGGCUGAGCCAGAGGCAGGCAGGGUGGGCAGGCUCCCCCCCUGUGCGUGGCUUCUGACGCUCCAGGGCCACCUCCCCUUUGCCCAGCACCACCCUAGCCCCUUAGAUAGAAUAUCCUGGAGUGUCUGGGAGGGAAAGAAGCAGGCUUGCCCCUGGCCCUGCCCCAGGUGGGGGUGGCAGUGGGGUAAUGUCACAGGUCAGCAGCCUAGGCCCCUGGCUAUAAAUAGUGCCUGCCUGGUAGAGGUGCGGGCACUGUCCAGCAGGGUCUCAGCUUCCAGGGUGGCAGCACCUGGCACCCAGUGGCUCUGUCCAGCCCUAGGUUAACCUUGCCCUUGGGAAUUCACCACAGGGCAAAGCUGUGGGGUUAGGAUACUGGGGUUACCAGAAGGGGGAGUCACCCCAGGCCGGCCCAGCGGGGGAAUCCAGAGCUGUCUCCCAUAGCGUUGGGUGGGGCCUAGUAGCAGCUUCAAAUAUAUCUAACUUCUGGGUUCACUCCACAGUUAACGGAAUACAACGCCGUCCCAUCAGGCUUGCUUGUCUGCCCAAUAAAGCAUAAAG